This is a messenger RNA of Bipolaris maydis ATCC 48331, 303 nucleotides long. RefSeq lists its product as uncharacterized. Lineage: Eukaryota; Fungi; Ascomycota; Dothideomycetes; Pleosporales; Pleosporaceae. The record is from RefSeq and is a predicted model, not a curated record.
AUGACGUACGCCAUUGCCAUUGCUUGCUCAGCCUUUGGCGUGCUACUCGGCUCACGCGCCCUAUGGCUCAACGGCACCAGCCACGAAACAAGCUUCUCGUCCAUCAUGAGCACAACGCGCAACCAGUAUCUGGACAAGCUGACGCUCGGGUACUCGCUCGGCGCGGCGCCGACGCCGCGUGCGGUGAGGAAGAUUGAGUUGAGGUUUGGGGAGCUGAGGGGCGGGGUUGAGGCAAGGGCAAGGUCGAGGGCGGCGUUUGGGCUGGACGCGGAUGUGGUUGAGCUGAGGAAAGGGGGCAUGUGA